Messenger RNA from Exophiala oligosperma, 1446 nucleotides. RefSeq lists its product as uncharacterized. Gene Ontology annotation, cellular component: membrane. The transcript has a single exon. NCBI's taxonomy places the organism in Eukaryota, Fungi, Ascomycota, Eurotiomycetes, Chaetothyriales, Herpotrichiellaceae. Bases 1 to 1446 code for a protein of 481 amino acids. The record is from RefSeq and is a predicted model, not a curated record.
AUGGGAGGCGUCCUUGCGAUUCCAGCCCUUCUACUGCCCUCUGCAGCGACACUAUGGUCAGUCGGGGCUUCAUGCUGCGGUGCGGCAUCCUGUUCGAUGCUCUGUGGACCAUGCGGCAUGUCUAAGUUCCGGUCAUCCAUUGCUACGAGAAUCGCCUACGCCAUGAUCCUCCUAGUUAACAGCAUAUUAGCCUGGAUAAUGCUCACUCCUUGGGCUAUACGAAAACUCGAGCACCUCACGCUGGAUUACAUGAAUUUCAAAUGUGGCUCGUCCGAUUGUUAUGGUUAUUUUGCAGUCCAGCGCAUCAACUUUGCCCUUGCCUUAUUUCACCUUAUCCUCUCGGUCCUUCUUAUUGGCGUCCGAAGCACAAAGGAUACAAGAGCAGGUUUACAAAAUGGGUUCUGGGGUCCAAAGAUACUGGUAUGGCUGGCCUUUGUCGUCAUCUCCUUCUUGAUACCAGAAGGGUUUUUCCUCUUCUGGGGAAAUUAUGUCGCCUAUCUCGGAGCCAUGCUUUUCGUCUUAUUGGGUCUGAUUCUUUUGGUUGAUCUCGCGCACACUUGGGCCGAACUCUGCCAGGACAAGAUUGAUGAAGGAGACGGUCCAAAUUACAGACUGUGGCAAGUCUUGCUUAUGGGGUCAAGCUUGGGCAUGUACAUUGCAGCCAUCGCCAUGACAAUUGUCAUGUACAUCUUCUUCGCCAGCAGUGGCUGCAGCAUGAACAUCACCGCCAUUACUAUCAACCUGGUCAUGAUCAUUGUCAUCACGAUUCUCAGCGUCCAGCCGGCCAUUCAAGAUGCUAAUCCCAAGGCAGGAUUGGCUCAAUCUGCCAUGGUUGCAGCUUAUUGCACCUAUCUCACCUUCUCGGCCGUCUGCAUGGAACCGGAUGACAAGCAUUGCAAUCCACUCGUCAGAGCUCGAGGUGCUCGGACUACUACUGUCGUCCUGGGAGCCAUCGUUACUAUGCUCACUAUUGCCUACACCACCACUAGGGCGGCCACACAAGGGUUUGCCAUGGGCACAAACGCUGGCCAGAACAAAUAUGCUCAACUCAGUCAGGAUGAAAACGAGCAUGGUCUAGUUACUCAACAACCCGCAUCUCGUCGCGAAAUCAUGAGGGCAGCAGUGGAGAGCGGAGCACUUCCUGCCUCAGCUUUGGACGAAGAUUCUGAUGACGAAGACGACAAUACUGUAAGCUCCAAGGACGAUGAACGUCAAGGCACUCAAUACAACUACAGUCUUUUCCAUGUCAUUUUCCUCAUGGCAACAUGCUGGGUGGCGACGCUCUUGACCCAGAAAAUGGACCCGGAGAAUUCGAGCGACUUUACUCCUGUUGGACGUACGUACUGGGCAAGCUGGAUCAAGAUUAUCAGUGCCUGGGUAUGUUAUGCCAUCUACAGUUGGACGCUCGUUGCGCCUAUUGUGCUCGAGGGAAGGGAGUUUUCAUGA